This is a messenger RNA of Peronospora belbahrii, 747 nucleotides long. The record is from the annotation of a GenBank genome assembly. NCBI's taxonomy places the organism in Eukaryota, Oomycota, Peronosporomycetes, Peronosporales, Peronosporaceae.
AUGCAGACGCGGUUUUUGGAUCAGGUUUGCCAUCGUAAGCUUACAUCGAGCAAUGGUCUCAUAUUUGCCUGGAUAAAGACCGAUGUCGUCGAUUCUCAAGUGGAAAAGCUUCUUGUGACGAGUCCGAAAUUUGGCGUCUCGUGUGAACAACAGUGUUCACUGCGUAGCACUGCUUUGCUGUUGAAGCACAACGGUGAUGCCGGUGCAUUGCCGCUUUUGCGGCGAUUUGUACAGCUCUUGAGAUGGCGUACUCGAAGAAUCUUUCCACGCACCUCAGCUGCCGUACUUGCCACAGAGGAAGCGUCAGUAGUACAAGCGUGCUGGACCAGUUACCAUGAUUGGGCCACCCCUGCUGCUCUUUCUGCAGCGGUUUGCUAUGACGCUGCUGUAAGGUGGCAAGAGACUCUUUCUGGAUGGACUCAAACGAUGACGAUGCAGCAACACCAUCUGCCCAUCAUGCACACAUUGUCUUCUGAGUUGGCGGGCUGCUACACUCGUCAGCAGUGUACUGUCUUGCGCGCGCAACAGAAUGCAAUGGCACCUAUUCGCGACAGGACCAUCGCAGGAACUGCUUCUAGCUCACACAUAGAAGGCGAGAGUGCACGUGGCUUCGAACAUAUCGCUUACUAUUUUUGGGCGCAUGCGACAUCUUCUGCUGACGCCAGCUCAAGUUGCGCGGUGGAUAUGCAAUGCCCAACUGGAUACUGUCAAUGGAUACGAGAGCAAUGUUGGCGUCAUAAACAAUGA